UCUAUUUUUAGUACAAACUUUAUUUAUCUGUCUUUUUCACCCCUCCCAGAGAAGAAGAUUCAAUUCCACUUUUGUUGUUGUUUGUUCCAAUUUGUGUUUUGUAAUCUUCUUCUCUCCCUAAUCUUCUUCACCGCGCAUUCAUUUCCUUCCCUCCAUAAUCCAAGCUUCCGUUACAAGCUCUCUCUCUCUUCUUCCUCUUUUUCGUGUUUGAAUUUUCCUGAAAUUAAAAAACAAAAUCUCUCAGGAGCAUUAUUGAUUUUGCUGGAGGAUUUGAAAGGAGAGAUUUUGUUGGUGUGUUAGUUGUUUGAUUUUGGCUGAUGUUGUGUGAGGGAGGAGGAGGAAGUGGUGUAUGAAGCCGAGCUUUAAUACGGAUAUGCAGGGAGACGUUUUGGCUGUUCAUCGAGAUGAUAUAUUAGGAUACCCGAAGAAGACCGAUGUUGAAGAUUUUAGGGAUGGAGAUGAAAAUGGAUGGACAACUUCGAGUAGGAGGAAUACGUUGGACAUGGUUAAGGAAGGUAUGUUGUUGAAUGCAGAGGAGUUGACUACAUCUUGCGAGGAGAAGGUAUCGAUAAGUAGAGACGAAUUCGGUACCUUGAGGAGUGAAGCACAGAUUAUGGUGGAAAGAGAUGGUGUGAGGAGUCCUGUAACUAGUAAGUGUAAAACAGGUGAUGAACAAAUUACAUCUUGGAAAAAUGAAAAUGGACAUGAGUCUUUUAAGCUGUAUGAACAAGGUGUGUUGGAGAGAGAUGAAAAGGUACUCGAUUUUGUGUCAAGGGAUAAUGAAGAAUCUGCUUCAGGUUCACCAGAGAGGGAUGACAUUACUCUUAGUAAAGAGAUUAAAGAACUGGAUACACAAGUGGUAAAUGGUCAUCUGAAGGUAGGUGGAACCGAAGAAGAUACAGCAGCAUGUGAUAGAUGUGAAAAUAGGGAUGAGAACAGAUUGUUGGAAAAGAACAGUGAAGAUAAUGAACUGCAGAGUCCAAGAUGCGAGACACAAGUUAAUAAUACAAGUAUUAGAAAGAUGGAAAUGAGAGAAGUUAUAGGAGAGCAAGACUCUUCGCCAUGUACUGCGGAUGCAGUUAAAGUAGCUGGAGAGACAUAUCAAAACGUAUACUUCAAUGGACCAGUCUUACCGCAGUCACCUACACAAGGACAUAGGCGCACCCAAAGUGAGAUAGGGACUCCUGGACACAGACGCACAAACAGUUUCCAGAGAUUGAAAACACAGAUGCAAAAGGCUUGGCGUGGUGUCAGCAAUCUGCGUGAGGAUAACCGGCCCACUUUCAAUCCUGAGGUCUUAGCAAACCAAAAAAGACAGUGGUACCAGCUCCACUCUUCAAAAGCUCUGGAUCAAACAAAAUUGAAGGAGCCAGCGUCACUGUUUGAACAUUUUAUCAUCGUGGGGCUUCAUCCGGAAACGAAUUUGAGGCCAGUGGAAGAGGCUUUCCGUAGAAGAAAGAAAUGGGAGAUGGAGAUGUCAAGGUAUGAAGUGGCAGAUUACAGAAUACUCCGUCACCGUGGGCCUCAAUUUCCUAUAUUGGAGCCACAGAUUCUUUUUAAAUACCCUCCCGGAAAGAAGGUAGCAAUGCGUCCAAAGGAUCUAGCAACUUUCUGCUUUCCUGGUGGUGUCAAGGCACGACUUUUGGAGAGGACCCCAUCUCUCAGUGAUCUAAAUGAGCUUGUGUAUGGACAGGAACAUUUAGGCACUGAUGAUUCGUCAUUCAUAUUUUCGUUCAAGGUAGCAGAUGAUGCGACAUUGUAUGGUGUUUGCUUACAUGUCUCGGAGAUUGUUCAGAGACCCCCUGGUGUAUUAAGCACUGCGUCACCCUUGCAUUCAUCUGGAGGAGGCAGUCGUUUUUUGGUUUCUGCACCUCGAUGCUACUGCUUGUUGACCAGAGUCCCUUUUUUUGAACUACACUUUGAGAUGUUAAACAGUAUGAUUGCACAAGAGCGUCUAAAACGAAUAACCGAAUUUGUUAGUGAGAUGUCUCUUGCUGCUGCAUGCUAUCUUCCAUCAAUAUCCAGGAGGAAUGAUCAAAUUGAUAGCCGUGUUUCAUCACCUCGUAGCAACCCUGAUGAUUGGAUGGCUUCUGCAAUACCUGUUGAUGGAGUCAUGGCACUCACUGCCGCAGCUGCAGGACUGAUAACGGAUAGUGACAUUGCGAAUUUUGCAGAACCUCAAUCUCCAGAUAGUGUUGUCACCAGUGAUACUUCAGAUGUUAGCCAGAUCAAGGAAAUAGAAAGAGACGGAAGAAAAGUUUUCCAUUGUUACGAUGAAAAUUCUCCUGAAGUAUUUGAGAACCACUUGGAUACCCCCGAAAGAACGUCCCAGAGCUAUGACAAUGGCCACACUUCUCCAGAGGUUACAUGUUCUGAUCCUAGGACCCAACCGAUAGAGCGUAAUGAAAGCUGUGAGUCUGUGUUCAGUUCAGCUAGAAGUGUGUUGUCAGAUGAUGUUGAUGAAUUAUCGAAUAGCGAAAAUGAUUUUGGAGAUGAUUUAAUACUGGAAUGGGCUAAAGACCACAACAAUGAUUCCUUACAAUUAGUUUGCGGCUACCAUUCAUUGGCAAUUCCUUCCCGUGGAAGUGAAGUAGUUUUCCACCCCCUGGAACAUUUACAAUCAAUCUCGUAUACCCGUCCUCCAGUUUCAGCUCUAGGAUUGUCAGAAGAAUAUAUUUGCUCUUCUGAUUCUAAAGAGAUAAAUGCAAGGUUGGCAGCUGCUGAGGAGGCCAUGGGUCUCUCAAUGUGGACAACGGCAACAGUUUGUCGUAUUCUCUCACUUGAAACUAUUAUGUCACUGCUUGCUGGAGUAUUAUUAGAGAAGCAAAUUGUUAUAAUCUGCCCAAAUCUGGGUGUUUUGUCAGCAAUAGUACUGUCUCUUGUACCAAUGAUUCGGCCAUUUCAGUGGCAGAGUUUAUUGCUUCCGGUUCUGCCUGGAAGGAUGUUUGAUUUCCUCGAGGCACCGGUUCCCUUCCUUGUCGGUAUACACAGUAAACCUAUUGAUUGGAAGGUCAAGACGUCUAAUCUUAUUCUAGUUAACAUCCUCAACAAUCAGGUAAAAAUAUGUAACAUGCCAGCAUUGCCUCAGUGUAGAGAACUUAUGGCUCAGUUGGCUCCAAUCCAUGCAACAUUGGCUCAUCAGAGCUCGAACGCUAGAAGACACCCGGUUUAUAAAUGCAAUGAAGUGCAAGCAGAAGCCGCGACUAAGUUCUUGAGAGUAAUGAGAGAUUACAUGGAGUCUCUUUGCUCAGAUUUACACUCUCACACCAUAACAAGUGUUCAAUCCAAUAGCGACAGGGUUUCUCUACUUCUAAAGGACAGUUUUAUCGAUUCAUUUCCUGGUAGAGAUCGACCCUUCAUUAAGUUAUUUGUAGACACACAACUGUUUAGUGUUUUAUCAGACUCGCGACUAUCGAGCUUUGAGAACGGGAGUCUCUGAAGCUCAUUUUGUCAUCAACUUAUAUACAAUACAAAACUGAAGAAACAAACCAAAGUCAAAUCAUAUGAAAAGAAGGAAAAGAAAAGCAAAAGAGGGUAACUUUUACUACCCUAUAUACGCAGAGAGAGAGAGGUGAUGGAAUACAAAUGUUUUAACUCAGAUUUUACUGCAGUGGAAAAGUAAGAAAACAAGAAAACAGAGACAUGCUUAUCGUGUCUGGAUCUUUCUGAUCCAUUUUUACCAUUAACAUACUUGUUUGAAAACUUAUUUCCUGCUCUUGUAAAUUAUUAACCACCGCUCAAUAGAAGCUUUUGUUUGUUAUAGUUUGAACAGAACACUUGAAAACCCUUUUUACUUAAUUCAAGUGCUUUGAUUUCAAUAGACAUGCUGCAUAGUA
This is a messenger RNA of Arabidopsis thaliana (thale cress), 3836 nucleotides long. Its product is annotated as DENN (AEX-3) domain-containing protein. The coding region runs from base 350 to 3439 and encodes 1029 amino acids. The transcript is spliced from 19 exons. The record is from RefSeq and is marked reviewed. Lineage: Eukaryota; Viridiplantae; Streptophyta; Magnoliopsida; Brassicales; Brassicaceae.